UCUGUUUCCUUCACAAUUACUCUACUGGCUAAUCUUGAUCAUGCGAGAGAGCUGCUUAUUUGAGGACGUUGACCACGCACGACUACUUUCAAAAGUAAGAUUACACCACAUGACCAUGACCCCGUCUACGUCCUGUCGACUUGUACAACAUGUUGAUCAUGACUCGAUCCCGUCUAUGUUUACGCUGAGCAUGAGCCCGUCUCCGUCCCGUCGACUUGCACGACAUCGCUGCUUGCUGCUACGGUGCUAAGACUCAUGUGCUUGAGAUCUGAAA
Molecule: messenger RNA, 274 nt
Organism: Amoebophrya sp. A25
Lineage: Eukaryota; Dinophyceae; Syndiniales; Amoebophryaceae
Source: the annotation of a GenBank genome assembly